GCGAGUGUAUGAACUUGUGUAGCCAUUGGAAGCUCACUUGUGUAUCAUACACGUUGUGUAUGUAUACAUAUUAGGUAUGGUGGAAUUUUAACAGUAGUAUUCUCUUGUUUAUUAAUAAUUUCUUUUGAUAUGUUAUACAAGAUCUAUCGGGGAACGAUUUAGAAGGGCAAUCUACAUUUCUAAUUUGAAAACUAGCCGGAACAACUCAGUAUGCGUAGGGAGGUAGUAAGGACGUAUUCUUGAAGUUUGUCUUCUGUAUUAAUUUACUGGGGAAAUAUACGAGGCAAAAAUUCAUAAGACUCGUUAUUGCAUAUUUCAACUUCAGAAAUGGCUGCAUCCUUAUCAGCAUAUUGGGUGAAGUUUUUCAAAGGCGCUGGCUUCCCUCAAGAUUUAGCCACAAAACAUGCUCUGGUGUUCUCCAACAAUCGUAUUAAACCAGAUAUGCUACCAGAUUUGGAUAAAUCUAGUCUCAAAGACAUGGGUAUUAUGUUAAUGGGUGAUAUGAUUGCUAUCUUGAGAUAUGCCAAGAAAGUGGUCGAAGAGACAACAUGCGAGAGAUUUCUGGUUGAUUCUGAAGAUAUACCUUCUGCUUCAAAGAUCUCAGCGCAACCUGUGAUGAAGAAAGUGGCAAAGGAAGUGGUUAAAAAGACAGCAGUUCUACCAGCUACCGUUAAACCUGAGUCUGCGAAGAAAGUAAUCAAACCUCUAUCUGCAGCAACCAAGAAAAUCAUAACCAUAAAGAAACCAACUUCUUCAUCAAAUGUGCUUACCAAUGUCGAGUAUAUUAGCCAAAAGAAGCAGCUGCCUAUUAAGAGAAAACUGGUCUCCGAUGAGAUUUAUGAAAGCAAUGAGGAGGACUGGAGCAUAACGGAGAAAAAAAAGAUGAAGGCGUCGACAAGUGAUAAUGAUGAGGACGACUGCGUCGAAUACAAGGUUGCUGUCUCGAAGACUCCGAGCAUGAAAACUCAACAGAUAAUCAAAAAGCCCGUGGAACAGAAACGCACAGUGUUCGACAGAUUGGGCGACAGUUCCGUCACAAGUACGACCAACUUGGCUGACACGUCGCCCACUUUCAAUAUCACCGGUAUCAAUAACAAGGACGUGUUCAAGAGAUCGGUCAGUGUGUUCAGACGCCUCGGCGAGAUAGACUCCAAGAAGGACUGCACGAGUACUGCGGGCAUAUUAAAGAAUGGCUCGAGUAAUAGCGUUAGCGUUGCUCCCGGUAUCCUGAAGAAUCGAAGUCCAGAUGCGCGUACGACGAUCAUCACGACGAAGAGGAUCGCGACGAAAACUACGGGCACAAUGCACGCUGAUCACGAAGUCGGCAAAAAAAUCGUCCUGAACAACACGAAACGUAUACUUAAGGUAGAAAGGAAACCAAUACUAUCAUCCGAUACUAUUUCGAGCGAAAAGAGGAUCACUAAAAUUACAAUGGCACCUGGCAAGUUAGCAUCAGAACGACUUGUCUCGAUACCAGCCAAAGCGCGAUUGGGUUCGACUACACCUAAACAAGUGACUUUCAGCAAAGUGGCGACGGUCACGCACGUGAAGAAAGCAGAUGUCUUCAGUCGAUUAGGCAUAUAAGUGCUUUUUUUAUAUCUUAUCAUUGAAUCAGAAAACAGUGGUUUGCGAUUGUUACUUUGUACAGAAUUAUUAGGUAGUUCCCUCCAGACCAACUGCCUUGAUCGUUGGUUAGCAGUCAGUCGUGAUUUAUUCAAAUUGACUUUUGGUUUUUUUUUGUUAGAAGGAGAAUAAUGUGUACUGCUAGAAACAUCUCAGAAUGCAAGGCUUGUAUACGUUGCAAGAGAGUAUCGUGUAAAUAUAAUAAAAUAUAUAUAUAUUACGAUUUAUAUAUAUAUAUCUUCUAGUAACAUUUAUGAGAAUUAUUCAUGAAAUGGAAGUUGUUUUUUUAUUUACAAGAGUGACAUUUGGAAUAAUUUAAUUUUAUGUAAGAAUUGAUACAACUCGUAAUAUACCUUUAUGCGCCAA
Molecule: messenger RNA, 1989 nt
Organism: Odontomachus brunneus
Lineage: Eukaryota; Metazoa; Arthropoda; Insecta; Hymenoptera; Formicidae
Exons: 4
Coding region: 328-1584 (418 amino acids)
Cellular component (GO): nucleus
Source: RefSeq, a predicted model, not a curated record